AUGGGCCCAGAAAAUCUAUUAGGCUUCGCGCUCGGGGAAUGGCAGUCAGCGCGCGUAUCUGUGAUCCAACUGAAGCAGAUCCGAAAAGACAAUAAGUGGAGGUUGAAACACGCGUUCUUCGCCGACAUGGGCGGGUUUGUGCUUCGAACAGGCGAUGGUGUCAGAUUCUUUCUAGAUACGAAACAUAUCCAUUGGCUGCUUGACCAUCAAGCCAUUUCGAUGGCACAAUUUGAGGAGCAUUUCCUUCUCGACCCUAAAGCUAUUGAUGAUCGCAAUAAAUCUGACGUGUUCGUACGCGUCAUUGCUGUUGGACAGGCACUAUGGUUCUGUGUCAAUAUUAUAGCUCGCGAUAUACGACGAAUGCCUAUCACAACGCUGGAAAUAACAACUAUCGGGAUCAUUAUCGAUAGUGUCUUAGUCUACUACUUCUGGAAAGAUAAGCCUGCUGAUGUCCAGAGGAUGGAGGUGGUCAACAUCCAAAUGACCAUCAGUGAAUUGCUUCUGUUGGAAGAGAAUGAAGCAGUUCGAACACAAGCUUACUUCCGAACACCGCUCAACUUCGCCAGCCGUAAGGUCUGGUCAAUGAGCUUGAUCUAUAUUUACGGGAUGAAUAUGUUGAAAGGUAUUCUGGUAGUCGGCCUUUUCUAUGGAGAUCGCGGCAUCAGGAAGAUGCAAGCAGAUGUUCAAAAGCGCCGGGAGAUGCUUGCAAACCCUGAUCCUCUGGAAGGGAAUGCAUGCUUGAAGGACCGCGUCGUCCAUAUGUUCUGGACCCUCGCGAUGAAGCUAAUGAACAACAGCCUUGAGAAUGAUCCAAACCUGGAUGUGUCCCUCGUCUUUCUUUUGGGUGUACCGUGUUUUGCAGCGUACACUGUCAUCCGAGCGUAUAUCUUGGUAGAGGAUGUAAUUGCCUUUCCCGCGCUGCCUCCAGAUGUGUACAGGACCGUCGAUUGGUGGGGCCUUCUUCCGCAUAUCACCUGA
Molecule: messenger RNA, 978 nt
Organism: Bacidia gigantensis
Lineage: Eukaryota; Fungi; Ascomycota; Lecanoromycetes; Lecanorales; Ramalinaceae
Exons: 2
Coding region: 1-978 (325 amino acids)
Source: RefSeq, a predicted model, not a curated record